This is a messenger RNA of Suillus paluster, 1461 nucleotides long. Its product is annotated as PIN domain-like protein. Gene Ontology annotation, molecular function: DNA binding; 5'-flap endonuclease activity; 5'-3' exonuclease activity. Gene Ontology annotation, cellular component: cytoplasm; nucleus. Bases 34 to 1284 code for a protein of 416 amino acids. NCBI's taxonomy places the organism in Eukaryota, Fungi, Basidiomycota, Agaricomycetes, Boletales, Suillaceae. The record is from RefSeq and is a predicted model, not a curated record. The transcript is spliced from 9 exons.
CACCACCAUCCACGACGAUCAAGACAACCAACAAUGGGUAUUAAAGGACUAACCGCGCUCAUCUCCGAGCAUGCCCCAAAAGCUAUCACAGAACACGACAUAAAAACCCUCUUCGGACGUAAAGUCGCCAUAGACGCGUCAAUGUCCAUAUACCAGUUCCUUAUUGCAGUCCGUCAAAAGGACGGAGAGAUGCUCACGAACGACGCGGGAGAGACGACGAGUCAUUUGAUGGGUUUUUUCUACCGUACUAUACGUAUUGUCGAGAAUGGUAUCAAACCUGCGUAUGUAUUCGAUGGCAAACCUCCUGAACUCAAGUCGGGUGUGCUCUCGAAACGGUUUGAAAGGAGGGAGGAGGCCAAGGAAGAAGGUGAAGAGGCUAAAGAAACAGGCACUGCAGAGGACGUCGACAGGCUCUCCAGACGAACGGUCAAAGUCACAAGAGAACACAACGAAGAAUGUAGAAAGCUAUUGAGACUCAUGGGUAUCCCUGUUAUCGUAGCGCCAUCCGAAGCCGAGGCACAGUGUGCAGAACUCGCUAGGGGAGGAAAGGUAUAUGCGGCAGGCUCAGAAGAUAUGGACACCCUCACCUUCAACGCACCCAUUCUCUACCGACACCUCACCUUCUCCGAGGCAAAGAAGGCACCCAUAAGCGAAAUAAACCUCUCGAAGGCGCUCGAAGGCCUCGAGAUGGAGAUGCCACAGUUUAUCGACCUCUGUAUAUUACUAGGCUGCGACUACCUCGAGCCAAUAAGAGGAGUCGGACCUAAAAGCGCAUUAAAACUCAUACGAGAGUACGGUGGACUCGCGGGCGUAGUCGAGCAUUUGCGAGAGAAGCAAGUAGAGAAGGAGGAGAAAGCUGUCGACGCAGAAGACGGUGCCAAGAAGAAAAAGGGAGGCAUACAGGUCCCCGAUGAGUGGCCCUGGGAAGAGGCAAAGAAACUUUUCCAAAAACCAGAUGUAGUCCCAGCUUCUGAGGUCGAGCUCGAAUGGAAAGACCCAGAUAUCGAUGGUCUCGUACAGUUCCUGGUCACUGAGAAAGGGUUCAAUGAGGACCGAGUCCGCAAAGGUGCCGAGAAGCUACAAAAAUUCUUAAACGCAAAGCAACAGGGCCGCCUCGACGGCUUCUUCUCAGUACAACCGAAAACAUCGCCGAAGAAAACAAAGGCCGACGACGCAAAAUCAGGAUCAAAAAGCAAGACUGCAAAAGACGGAAAGGGGACAAAACGAAAGGCGGACGACAAAGCCGGGGCAUCAAGCAGCAAAAAGAGCAAGACGAAGAAAUAGGCGUAGCACAAUUCCUCUUUCGCUUUAAUUAUUUGCUACGUGUUUUCCGACGUCUGCACCAUCUUAUUAAUGUUUGUAUCACAGCAUGUAUUUCUCCGCAUUGUACAGUAACAUUACGCCCAUUCUUAUCUGAUUAACCCUGCAAUCUAACGACCAUCUCUUCUGAAUCCUUCUAUC